Molecule: messenger RNA, 883 nt
Organism: Manis pentadactyla (Chinese pangolin)
Lineage: Eukaryota; Metazoa; Chordata; Mammalia; Pholidota; Manidae
Product: protein FAM170A-like
Exons: 2
Coding region: 50-883 (277 amino acids)
Biological process (GO): fertilization
Cellular component (GO): nucleus
Source: RefSeq, a predicted model, not a curated record
GGGGGUUUCUAUGCCUAACCUGAUAAUCGACUUAACAUGUCUUUUUUGAAUGGAUAGAGAUCCCAGAAAAUGCCACAUCUGCUUUUUUGUAUUCCAUUCCUCAGAAUUCCAGAAUUCUCAAGAGGAUUCUCCUCAGCCGGAGGCACGUGUGGUGGUCCCAGACCGCAGUCAGACUCCGGGAGAAGAGUCCUCUGUCUCGGAGUAUUUCUCCUGCGUGUCGUCUCCAGGAAAGCUUCUAGCUGCUGCUGAGGACGGAGGAGGAGGAGAAGGAAUCCUUCAGUGGCAUCAGUAUAUUCUUCAAACUCAGCCUCUUGAGAUGACUCUACCCGAGGUCUUGGAGGAAUGGCAAGCUUCCUCUGACUCUACCCAAGACCCCUUUCCACCAUACCUGGGAACGGCACCCGUCAAGGAGAUUUACUACAGGCCGGUCCAGAUGAAAAGAGGUGUGGCUGUGUCAUGGGAUGAGGUGGAAGUCUUGCAGCCCGCCUCAAAGAAGACCAAAAGACAAUCUGCUUUUUUCGAAGAGGCUGAAAAAAAGGGUGAAGAGGCCUCAGACAUAUGGAGCCGCUUGUCUACACGGGAACUCGUAGAUGUCAGCGACUAUAGCGAAGCCUCAGAGGAGAGGGAGCAGCCUGGCAGUGCGGUGGAGCCUCCAGCCCAGGAGGAGAGCCCCAGGGCCGAGACGCCUGAGUGGCUGGUGGCCCUGGACAGCGGCUUCAGGUGCCUGGGCUGCUGCCGGGUUUUCCCCAGCUUGGAGGUCCUGCAGGACCACGUGGACAAUGCGGUCCGUGAGGGCUUCAGCUGCCGGGUUUUCCAUCGCAUCUUGGCUUGGCUGAAUGACAAGAAGGAGGAGGCGAAGGAGAAUCGAUGCACGAUCAUUUAG